Molecule: messenger RNA, 6293 nt
Organism: Emys orbicularis (European pond turtle)
Lineage: Eukaryota; Metazoa; Chordata; Testudines; Emydidae
Gene: SREBF2
Product: sterol regulatory element binding transcription factor 2
Exons: 19
Coding region: 1-3354 (1117 amino acids)
Biological process (GO): positive regulation of cholesterol storage; positive regulation of transcription by RNA polymerase II
Cellular component (GO): nucleus
Molecular function (GO): RNA polymerase II cis-regulatory region sequence-specific DNA binding; DNA-binding transcription factor activity, RNA polymerase II-specific; protein dimerization activity
Source: RefSeq, a predicted model, not a curated record
AUGGAGAGCCGCGAGCUGGGCAUGGAGGCCAUGGAGACCCUGACCGAGCUGGGGGACGAGCUCACCCUGGGGGACAUCGACGAGAUGCUGCAGUUCGUCAGCAACCAGGUCGGGGAGUUUCCGGAUCUGUUUUCAGAGCAGUUAUGUGGCACCUUCCAGAGCAGUGGUGGAGGUAGCAGUGGUGGAACCUUGGACCAUCCACUGCAGAGCUCAUACAGCCAGGCACAGCUGCAGUCCUUCCCAUCCACCGCUGCCUCUCCCCAGCUCCAGGCUGUGCAAGUCAAAGUGCCCCAGGCAACAGCACCUGCCCCUCAGCGGUCUGCACCCCUCCUUCAGCCUCGUCCCCAGCUCCAGCCCCAGCUCCAACAGCAAACGGUGAUGAUUACUCCAACUUUCAGCUCUGCUCCCCAGACCAGGUUCAUUCAGCAACCGCUGAUCUACCAGAAUGCAGCCACGAGUUUUCAAGUGCUUCAGCCUCAGGUUCAGAGCCUGGUGACGUCCUCCCAAGUUCAGCCAGUCACCAUCCAGCAGCAGGUGCAGACUGUGCAGGCUCAGAGAGUGUUCACACAGGCUGCCAAUGGCACCAUCCAAACACUAACCCCUGCCACAGUCCAGACAGUAGCUGCUCCUCAGGUCCAGCAAGUUCCAGUCCUGGUCCAGCCUCAGAUCAUAAAGACAGAUUCUCUUGUCUUGACAACUCUGAAGGCAGAUGGUAAUCCAGUUAUGGCUGCAGUUCAUAAUCCGGCCCUCACUACACUGACCACCCCUAUUCAGACAACGGCACUGCAGGUACCGACCUUGGUUGGCAGCAAUGGGACCAUUUUGACCACGAUGCCCAUGAUGAUGGGACAGGAAAAGAUGCCCCUCAAACAGGUGCCUGGUGGGGUCAAACAGCUGGAACCGCCCAAAGAAGGAGAGAGGAGGACGACCCAUAACAUCAUUGAGAAGCGGUAUCGGUCAUCUAUAAAUGACAAGAUCAUUGAGCUGAAGGACCUGGUCAUGGGAACAGAUGCCAAGAUGCACAAAUCUGGAGUACUGAGGAAGGCCAUUGAUUACAUUAAAUACCUACAGCAGGUCAACCAUAAGCUGAGACAGGAGAACAUGGUUCUGAAGCUGGCUAAUCAGAAAAACAAGCUGCUGAAGGGCAUUGACCUGAGCAGUCUCGUGGACAACGAUGUGGACCUGAAGAUGGAUGACUUCAACCAAAACGUUCUCUUGAUGUCUCCCCCGGCCUCUGACUCGGGGUCCCAGGAGGGCUUCUCCCCCUAUUCCAUUGACUCUGAGCCGGGAAGCCCGCUCCUGGAUGAUGCAAAGGUUAAAGACGAACCCGACUCUCCCCCUGUGGCCCUUGGCAUGGUGGAUCGCUCUCGAAUACUUCUCUGUGCUCUCACAUUCCUCUGCCUCUCCUUCAACCCUCUGACAUCCCUCCUGGAGGGCCGAGGGAUGCCUGAAUCAGACAGUCCUGUACACCAUGGCUCUGGAAGGAAUGUGCUGGCCAUCGAAUCAGGUGCUGGCGGCUGGUUUGGCUGGAUGAUGCCCACUUUGCUGCUGUGGCUGGUGAAUGGUGUAAUUGUCCUGAGUGUGUGUAUAAAGCUCCUUGUGCAUGGGGAGCCAGUGACCCGGCUGCACUCCCGCUCGUCUGUAAUGUUCUGGCGGCAUCGCAAGCAGGCUGACCUGGAUUUGGCAAGGGGGGAUUUUGCGGCUGCUGCAUCAAAUCUGCAGAUCUGCCUGUCAGUUCUGGGCCGAGCGCUGCCUGCGUCCCGCUUGGACUUGGCCUGCAGCUUGUCCUGGAACGUGAUCCGCUACAGUCUGCAAAAGCUGGGGCUGGUUCGCUGGCUACUGAAGAGGACUUCACGGCGACAGCGAGCAAGAGAGGCUGCUGCCGGUUUUGAGGAUGAGGCCAAGACCAGUGCUCGGGAUGCAGCUCUGGCAUAUCACAAGCUCCAUCAGCUCCACAUCACAGGUAAACUUCCAUCCAGCUCAGCCUACUCAGGUUUGCACAUGGCCCUGUGCGCUGUGAAUCUGGCUGAGUGCGCAGAGGAGAAGAUCCCACCCAGCAUGAUGGCAGAGAUCCACCUGACAGCUGCUGUCGGCCUGAAAACCCGCUGCGGAGGCAAGCUGGGCUUCCUGGCGGGUUAUUUCUUAAAUAAGGCCCAGAGCCUGUGUAGUGCAGAGCGGAGUGCCAUUCCCGACUCCUUGCGCUGGCUGUGUCACCCGCUGGGACAGAGGUUUUUUGUGGAACGGAGCUGGACAGUGAAAUCUGCUACAAAGGAGAGUCUGUACUGUGCCCCGAGGAACCCAGCUGAUCCCAUAGCCCAGGUUCACCAGGCCUUCUGUGAGAAUCUGUUGGAGAGAGCUGUGGAUUCCCUCGUGAAGCCUCAGGCCAGGAAAGGGGCCACGGGACAGGAGGAGGAGGAGCCCUGCGAAUUCUCCAGUGCUUUGGAGUACCUGAAAUUAGUCAACUCCUUUGUGGACUCGAUGGGAAGCGGGACUCCACCUUUCAAUAGCAGUUCGGUGCUGAAGUCAGCCCUGGGCCCUGAUUUGGUGUGCAGAUGGUGGUCAGCGGCAAUCGGCAUGGCAAUCAGUUGGCUCAGAGGGGAUGAUGCAGGCGUGAGGUCACGUUUCACGGAAGUGGAGCGGAUGCCCAAAUCCCUGGAGAUGUCUGAGAAUGCCCUGGUGAAAGCGAUCUUCCAUGUAUGCAAAGCCAUGCAGGCCUCCCUGUCGGGGAAGGCAGAUGGGCAGCAGAGCUCCUUUGGUCACUGCGAGCGGGCCAGCAGCCACCUGUGGAACAGCCUUAAUAUGAGCAGUGGUGUCUCUAACACUGGCCUCAACAAUAUGAUCCAGCUGCUGACCUGUGACUUACUGCUCUCACUCCGCACCACACUGUGGCAGAAGCAGGCAAACUCCAGCCAGGCUCUGGGUGAGACCUACCACGCCUCGGCCUCUGAGCUGACGGGUUUCCAGCGAGACCUCGGCAGCUUGCGCAAACUGGCCCAUGGCUUCAGGCCCGCUUAUCGCAAGGUGUUCCUGCACGAGGCUACUGUGCGCUUGAUGGCAGGCGCCAGCCCCACCCGCACUCACCAGCUGCUGGAGCACAGCUUGAGGCGACGCACCCCCCAGAGCGGCAAACAAGGUGAGCUGGACACUCUGCCAGGACAGAGAGAGCGAGCCACGGCGAUUCUCCUGGCCUGCCGCCACCUCCCCCUCUCCUUCCUCUCGUCCCCGGGCCAGCGCGCAGUCCUGCUGGCAGAAGCAGCCCGCACGCUGGAGAAAGUGGGGGACAAGCGCUCCUGCAACGACUGCCAGCAAAUGAUCGUCAAACUGAGCGGGGGCACCGCUAUCGCCGCCUCCUAGCCCAGGGGCCGUGCGGCCAAAGCCAGCCUUGUGGGCCAUCAGACUGGACUCUUCCCCCAGUAUAGUCCCUCUUUAGAGCAGACCGUUCUAGAUUAGGGCCAUGCAAGUGGAAUCACUUGGGCCGGGGCGGGCUCUGGACUAGCCCAGGGUUAGCUUUCCUAGUGAUUGGCUGCGUUCAGGCCUGGUGGCAGGACUGGAAUCUGGCUAGUGCUGUUCUAGUCUGUGUAACCAGGCCAGCGGCUGCUAGCAGCUCCCCCACUCCCUUGCCCCUCGCUGGGGUUAGAGGCGAUGCCGGCUCAGGAGGAGGGGUCAGCAAGCCCUGAGAACAGAAAAGUGCCAUUUCCUGGUGCUGGGUGGGUCUGUGUUCCGGGGGCUGCUCUCCCCUCCCCUCUCCGACCCCUCAGGGGAGCCACCCGGAACCCCCUCCCAGGCAAAACCAGCAUCUCAGGCAACUCUCUACCUGCAGGCUGGCUGCCCGCCUGCUCCGGGCUGGCUGGGAUGGGGAGGGAAGAGCACUAGCGCGUUCUCCUCAAGGCGGGGCUAACGACGCUGUUUUUAUGGGAGCCUUUUUCUAUAGACUUUGCGUGUGUGGGGAUCUCCGGGGGAGGGGUGGUGCUUGGGGCCAGCCCACCCCACCCAGGAAAUCUCCCUGUGGUUUUUAUACAGUUUUUUAUAGGGAUGUUUGUGUCUUUACAAGAUGUCGGGAACAGUUUCAGUAGAUUUCUCUUCUCAGCACCCCCUGCCCCAUGUGCUUCUCCCCCCUCUGGUCACAGAGCUACCUCCUGCCUCUGUUGGGGCUGGGGGAGGGCAGAGUUCUAGUGUAAAUCAGCAGCAUCCAUAGUGAGGGCACAAGGGUGAGGGACCUAGGAUGUGCAGAGACCUGGGCUGAGGCGAAGGGAGAGAACUGUCCCUGCUGGGCCCUCUUCAUUGGCACAGAUUAAAACAGGUUUUAAAAAAGAGAAGGUUUGAUACUUCAUUACUCAAAAUCCUAGACCUGGUGGUUCCCCCCGCUCCAGGCCCCUUUGUCUGUCCUCACCUGCACACCCGUCAGUCUGAUCUGCAUGUCAGGAUGUGCCCCCGUGGGAGGGAGCUUACAUAAACCUGAUGUCUGCCACGGUUUGGAGGAUCCUGGAGCUGGCUGGAUCCUCUGUGUACUAAUGCCAAGUCAUGUGACUUUGAAAGAGGGUGGGGUUGGGGGAGUGACCCAGUUUUCCUUUUUGCUCCACCGUUCACAUUGCCUCUGUCCAAAGACUGUGUGAAAUCAUUCCUGUUCACACCUGCAAUACGGAAGCUAGCGCUUGGCAGGAACGCAUUGCUGCUGCUCUCAGUGUGUGUGUGUGUGUGUGUGUGUGUGUAGCUAGAACUACAGUGGUACUGGGUACAGUCCUAUCCUGAGCAGGUGCCUGCAGCCCUUCGUUACCCAGCACGGUGUCUCAUUGCAGAAGCCGAACUCAAAUUUUUGUUAAACCUUUCUAGAUUUAUUCGGUUUUCUGCAGCAACCGCCGUUGGAGCUUCAGUUACUGCAAAGAAAAGGCUGUUACAAUACACGUGGGACCUUCUGCCUCUGUUUUGCAGCGAGCUCCUAGCGAAAGUUUUAAAAUGCCACCAAACUAAACACCUUGGGAAUGUUGUCCACCACAGCUUUACUAAGAUGUAAACCUUACUGACGCAAUUCCGCCUGCCAUCAAACCACACUUUGACAGUGGUUCCAUGCUCACCGUUAUUGAGCUGCAGGGCAUUCUGCAGUGAAAUGCCUCCCCCCUGCCCCCGCAUCUCUCCCACCCCUUUUGGGGGGCAUUUAAUGGAAGAGUCAUAAUUGUAAUUAUUUCCUCAAAAGAAAAUGUCCUUUGUCUCUUCCCAGCGUGUGGGUGGAUGCAUUCAAAGGCUCCACUUAGAACUCCUGCUUCGCAUUGGCGUCAGCAGCCCAUGAUAAGUGGGACACUCAGGAGUGGUUUUCUUGCCUCUGGUUUCUGGCUCCUGAUAUCUCGGUAGAUCAGUGUACAUGAGAUGUCCUACGUGUUGAUCGUGUUGGCUGCUUCUGCGUUAAAUCUACAUGAGUACAAUAACGUGGUGAUACGAGUACCUUGGUAGUUUGGCACAAGAACAGAUGCUGCUUUUUAUGGCUCAGCACCACAGCUUCUUGGCUCGUCAGAUGGGACAGAGAUACAACUUGUUUGUGGAGAGGCUAAUGCCCACCCGCCCUCCAAGGCAGGAUGAAACUAAGACCCUGGUUUCCAAACAAACUACUCCCAUAAAGGCUUCUUGCUCUAAAGCCCCAGACUUUUUAAUCUGUUCAGGAAUGUAUCUGCCCGUGGCAUCCUCCAUGUCAUUUCAAACCUCACUGGUCGGUCUGCCACGGCAACAGUAGUAUACUAGGGAGGGGAGGAGUUCCGCACCCAUCCCUGUUUGCCCAGGCACUCAUGGGAAGUGGUGAACCAUCUCCUCCCCUGGUCACUUCAUUUAAAGGUGAACAGAACACUGUCCUGGAGUGUUAGUGGGGGGAGGUGGGAUGGACACCUAGAAGAUGUUGAGGGCAGUACUAAUAGCUUAAGGACAGUGCAGGCUGCCCUUGUGCAAAUGGUCCAUGCAUGAUGUUUGUUCUUUACACCUGUGGCACUUCUUCAGGUGUGAGGUUCCUCUCUGUGCCUGUUUGUGUGCUGUUAUUUAUGGACCCGCUGUCUCUGUCUAUCCCCCCAUAUUUUUCCAUGUAUACACUGUAAUAUUUUGUUUUUUGGGGGGUGGGGGGGCGUGUUUAUGGAUGAUGUGAAAAACUGUCUAUUUAUCCAACUGAUAUUAGGAGUAGGGACACUUCACUGUAAAAGUUAUAGCUGGUGAUGGCUCUAAGGAACCAUUUCUGCUCUUUGAGAGGUGCCCAGUUAUGUACCCUGUCCCAGUGCUAGAGAGCAACUGUUGCCUAAUAAAGACCGAUGGUACCACCU